This is a messenger RNA of Syzygium oleosum, 1259 nucleotides long. RefSeq names its product pentatricopeptide repeat-containing protein At5g06540-like. Gene Ontology annotation, biological process: RNA modification. NCBI's taxonomy places the organism in Eukaryota, Viridiplantae, Streptophyta, Magnoliopsida, Myrtales, Myrtaceae. The record is from RefSeq and is a predicted model, not a curated record. Gene Ontology annotation, molecular function: protein binding; RNA binding. The transcript has a single exon. The coding region runs from base 24 to 1259 and encodes 411 amino acids.
CUUCUGGUUUUCGAACUCGUGACAUGUUCUUGUCCGCCCGCAGACCAGAACUCAAACCCCUCCUCCGUUUCCCUCCCCUCCUCAACCACGCCCACAGCGCAUCCCAGUCUCUCCCGCCACGCCCUUCCCUCGCCCAAAUCAAGCAGGCCCACGCCCGCAUCAUCGUCCUCUCCGGCCACCCCGCCGCCCGCGCCGCCGCCGGGACCAAGAACCGCCUCCUGGGCCACCUCCUCCUCCGCCUCUCCCUCGCCCCGCCGCCGAGCCCUCUUCGCUAUCCCCUCGCCCUCUACCGCAGCAUCGACCCCCCCUCUGUCUUCGCCUCCAACAACGUGAUCCGAUGCCUCGCCCGGAGCGAUCUCCCUCUCGGGUCGGUCUCCGUCUACGCGUCGAUGCUGCGGCGGCGGGUGGGCCCUAACGAGCAUACCUUCACUUUCGUGCUGCAGGCCUGCGGGAAGGGCGUGGGCUUGUUCGAAGGGAGGCAGGUCCACGGUCAUGCCGUGAAGCUCUGUUUUUGUGGGGAUCCGUACGUUAGGAACGCUUUGAUUCACCUGUAUUGCGCUUGCUCUGAAAUGGGCGCUGCGGGGAGGUUGUUCGACGAGCUCCCUGGUUGCAGAGACGUCGUCACGUGGAAUUCGAUGGUGGCGGGAUUCGCGAGAGAUGGGCAGAUUGACGUUGCUAAGCAACUUUUUGAUGAAAUGCCCAAGAGAGAUGUUGUUUCUUGGACUGCUUUGAUUUCUGGCUACGUUCAAAAUGGUGAGCUGGAAAGGGGAUUAGAGUGUUUUAUGGAGAUGAGAGAGUUUGGUCCGUUGCCUAAUGAGGCCAUCUUGGUCACAGUGCUCUCAGCUUCGGCUCAACUGGGCUUGCUCGAGCACGGUCAGUUCGUACAUUCAGUCGUAAGCUCAUUAAAUCUCCCAAUUACAGUCUCUCUUGGGACUGCUCUGGUCGAUAUGUAUGCAAAAUGCGGAAGCAUCGAACUGUCUAGACUCGUGUUCGAUGAAAUGCCACGAAAAAACAUUUGGUCGUGGAAUGCCAUGAUUUGUGGAUUGGCCUCCCAUGGCCUUGGAAAGGAAGCUCUCGCGCUCUUCGAAGGAUUCUUAUCUGUAGGUCUCCAACCAGCGAGUGUGACUUUUGUGGGGGUCUUAAACGCUUGUAGUCGAUCAGGUCUGGUUAGGGAAGGUAGGCAAUAUUACAAGUUGAUGACAGAGAAAUAUGGAAUCGAACCUGAGAUGGAACAUUAUGGGUGCAUGGUCGAUCUCUAA